CCGAGCACGGUGCGCCAAAGCCCGCCUACGUUCUUGGGGCUGUUGGAGAGGCCGUCGCCGUCUCCCACAAUUAGCGGCUCUCGCUUCGGCUCCCGCAGCGCCCCGCCAAAAGCGCGUGAAAGCUCCGCAAAGGCCGCCGUUCGCUGGUACCCCAACCGACUGUUCGUCGCCCGAGUCCAGAACUUCCGACACCAAAAACACCCUUUCCUAUAGGUACCUACACACCACGUACACCCGCGUAUGCGACUGCGGCCCCCAACACAAUGCCAGGUCCCGUAGUGCCGGCACGGCGACGCGUGCGCCUUUCCAACUUCCAAUCCAAACCGAGUCCGACGCCGCCACCUGUGCAGCCUGUGCAGCGUCCCAAACACACCUGUUGCGACAACCCCGAGAUUGGCGAAGACGAUGGAAGGACCGUCUGCUUCAACUGUGGUAUGAUCCAUGACGAAAGCAAUAUCGUUUCUGAGAUCACGUUCGGCGAGACCUCUGGCGGUCGGGCAAUGGUCCAUGGCGGCACCGUAGGAAACGACCAACGGCACGCGAACAGUAUGGGCGGACAGGCUUCGGGUAUCAACGGUGGAGACAGCGGGCAAACGACGGCCGACCGAGGCAAGAGCGCCAUCAACAGCAUUUGCUCCAAAAUAAACGUUCCAUCCGACGGAGUCAUCGCCAUUAACGCCAAAAAGUGGUAUCAGCUCGCACUCAACCACAGCUUCGUCCAGGGUCGCGGCAUAUUCAAAGUAGCCGCAGCCGCGAUUUAUCUCGCCUCUCGGAGACACAAAGGAAGCACGGUGCUGCUUAUGGAUCUGGCCGAGAGCAUCCAGGUCAACGUGUGGAACCUCGGAACGGUGUACAGGUCAUUCUGCCAGGUCCUAAUGGCGGACGACUCCUCGGGCAUCAAUGGAAACGACGUCCUUGAGAUAGAGCCGCUCAUGCUCAAGUUUUGCCAGAGGCUCGAAUUCGACCAAGAUUCGCACAGAGUGGCGGCCGAUGCUUGCCUAAUCUUGAAGCGCAUGUCCAGAGACUGGAUGGUACAAGGACGUAAUCCUGCAGGCUUGUGUGGCGCGUGCAUCAUCCUCGCUGCGCGCAUGAACAAUUUCCGCCGCACCGUUCGAGAAGUCGUUUACGUCGUCAAAGUCGCCGAUACAACCAUCAACCAGCGCCUCUACGAGUACCGACGAACACAAAGUGCCCAGCUUACCGUGAAGCAGUUUCGAGAAUUUGCACCACGGCUGAGGACCAAAAUUGCCCCUCCCGCAGUCUACCUCCGUCAAGAGAGGGAAGAGAGGGCCGAGGCGCGAAAGCGAAAGGCGUCUGAACUUGUAGAUGGGGAGACCGAGAACUUUGACGAACUGGACGAUGCAGAAGAGGAUCUUCCAGAGGGUGCAACACCGCCAGCACCGAGCAAACCUACCAAACGCCAGGCAGAGAUCUUGAAGAAACGGAAAACCGACAGCGGAGGGCAAUUGCCCACCCCAGCACAAACCCAGGAGUUGGAUCAGGCGAACAGUCAAGGUUCUGAAGACAUGGUCGUAGAUGUCGACGCUUUGACUGCGAUGGCAGAAGAUGAUAUCGAUGCGGGCCUGGAUGCUCUAGCGAAUGCUGAGGAUGCUGCUGCCGCAGACGAAGAGGCUAUUGUCGUCCCUAAGAAGCGCGGACGGCCACGCAAAAAACGUGCACCAGUCAUAAUUCCCGAGGAAGAUCUCGAAGUGGAGCAGGAGCUCGAAGAAGAGAUGCUAGAAGCCAUGUCCAAGUGGGAAGGCAUCUUCAAGGAGUUCAAAGAGAACGACAACCAUGUUACCUUCAUCGAUAGUCUUGAGAAGGCACGCAGACUCGUCGAACUGCACAAGCCUGAUCGUGACGUCAACAGCGAGGAAGAGAUUGGCGAAGAUGAAUUCCAGGGCGACCCAGACGUGGACUUCUGCGAGCUCUCUUACGAGGAGUCUCAAGCCAAGGAGAGGAUAUGGCUGAUCGAGAACGAGGACUGGCUGCGCCAACAACAAGAGAAGAUUCUCCUCAAAGCCCUGGAAGAGGCAAGAGGCAACCCCAAGAAGCCAAAGCAGAAGCGGCGGAAGCAGCAGAUGGGCGACGGCAGCAUCCUCGAAGGCCAACCCGCUGCCAGCGCGGAAGAGGCUGCAAAGAAGAUGCUGCAGAAGCGCGCCAAGCACUUCAGCAGCCACAUCAACUAUGACGUGUUCAAAGACCUUAUGCCUACUGCGAGCGACGCUUCCUCGGGCACUGCAACACCCGCGGAGCAAGCUGCAACUCCUGUACCUGAGCAGCCCACAUACCAAACUGUGCCGGUUGGUGAUGGUGAUGACGAAGAGGAAGAAGACCAGGACGUGGACGAGGACGAGGAGGAGAUGGACCCCAACCUGCUUAUGAGUGAUGAUGAGCAAGGCUUCGGCUCGGAUGAGAAUUACGGAGAUUACUGAGAGGCUUGAGGCAAUGCUUUCGGGCCUUCUCGACCUCGCAGAGUCUUGCGAGAGGUGGGAGGAUGGUUCCAUCUCCAUGGUUUUCUUGGCGCGAGAUCUGGGAACAGUACUGUGUAUUGGUGCAAGUGGAUGAUGCUGACGGCAUCCCCAGGCGUUGAUUUGCAUUAUAUACCCCGGCACAUGUAGUGGAGUUCGGACCUGGUUUAGUGCCUUGCGUUUUUGCACCAUGCGAAGUAUUAAGCAACCCUCUCGUGUAGACAGACAGUUAGGAUAGCUACGAAUAACGAUUUCAAGC
Paraphaeosphaeria sporulosa is the source of this 2730-nucleotide messenger RNA. RefSeq lists its product as uncharacterized. Gene Ontology annotation, molecular function: RNA polymerase III general transcription initiation factor activity; RNA polymerase III type 3 promoter sequence-specific DNA binding; TBP-class protein binding. Gene Ontology annotation, cellular component: transcription preinitiation complex; nucleus; transcription factor TFIIIB complex. The transcript has a single exon. Lineage: Eukaryota; Fungi; Ascomycota; Dothideomycetes; Pleosporales; Didymosphaeriaceae. Gene Ontology annotation, biological process: DNA-templated transcription initiation; transcription by RNA polymerase III; transcription preinitiation complex assembly. The coding region runs from base 264 to 2435 and encodes 723 amino acids. The record is from RefSeq and is a predicted model, not a curated record.